AUGGUCCUCCACAACCCCAACAACUGGCACUGGGUCAACAAGGAUGCCUCGGCCUGGGCCAAACAGUAUCUUGAGGAGAGCUUGACAAAGGUCGAGUCUGCCGAUGGCGGUGUCACGGCAAAGAUUAGCAAGGUUGUGAGCAUGGAUGGCGACGUCGACGUUAGCCAGAGGAAGGGCAAGGUCAUCACCAUUUAUGAUGUUAAGCUCGUCUUAGAAUACACCGGCACCACCUCUGACGAGACUGAGGUCUCGGGCACCAUCACUAUUCCUGAGGUCGCCCACGAUACUGAGGAAAACGACUUUGUGUUCGAUAUCGACAUUUACUCCGAUGCCAAGGAGAAGCAGCCUGUCAAGGACCUGGUUCGCUCUAAGCUUCUGCCCCAGCUCCGCCAGGAGUUCAUCAAGCUUCCUGCAGCUUUAAUCGCCGAGCAUGGUAAGGAUAUCCAGCAUGCUCCCGGCUCCAACCCUUCGAGCGGCUUCUCCACGCCCAAGUAUCACCCUCCAGCCUCGUCCGCAAAGUCCACCUCGGCUUCGACAAGUGUCAAGACCGGCAGCGGUAAGGUUGUCAACACCACGACCCUCACCGACACAGCCGAAUUCCGCACUACCGCCGAGGAGGCCUACCAGACCUUCGUCGACCCCGCACGCAUCGCCGCCUUCACCCGUGCACCUCCUAAGGUCUUCCAGGGCGCUAUCAAGGGCGCGAAGUUUGAGCUAUUUGAUGGAAACGUCACCGGCGAGUACCUUGAGCUCGACCCCCCAAAAAAGAUUGUCCAGAGCUGGCGCCUGAAUCAGUGGCCCGAGGGUCACUUCUCCAAGCUCAGCAUUGAGUUCGAUCAGAACGAUGUUGACCAUGUUACGCUGAUGCGCGUCAACUGGGACGGGGUCCCGGUUGGCGAGGAGGAGGCGACCAAGCGAAACUGGCAGGAAUACUACGUCAACAGCAUCAAGCGCACCUUUGGUUUCGGCACCAUCCUCUAA
This is a messenger RNA of Colletotrichum graminicola M1.001, 981 nucleotides long. RefSeq lists its product as uncharacterized. Gene Ontology annotation, biological process: positive regulation of ATP-dependent activity; protein folding. Gene Ontology annotation, cellular component: cytosol. The coding region runs from base 1 to 981 and encodes 326 amino acids. The transcript has 4 exons. The record is from RefSeq and is a predicted model, not a curated record. Gene Ontology annotation, molecular function: ATPase activator activity; protein-folding chaperone binding. NCBI's taxonomy places the organism in Eukaryota, Fungi, Ascomycota, Sordariomycetes, Glomerellales, Glomerellaceae.